AUGUCGCUUCGCUUGAUUGAUGGUAUUUCACUAGUUCGUGUUAAAGAUAUUAAAUUAUUUACAGAACUUUACCAAAAGAUAUCAAACGAAUUUUCAUACAUCAACAAACCAAUCAAUAAAAAAUUAGCAGCAUUGUUACAUUAUAAAGGUUUCAAAUUUGAAAACUUCAAACCUAAAAAGAAAGAAGAAGAAAUUCUGAAUUUAUAUCCAACAGAAUCUCCAUUAUACUACAUUGCAUGGGAUAAAGUUGAUGAAUUUAAGAGUAAAUUCCCAAAUCUUGAUAUUAAUAAGAAAAUACAUUAUAUCACACCACUUGAUUGUGCAAUUAAAUAUGGAUCAGAAUUAUGUUUCAACUACUUGAAAAACUUAGGAGCUAAAUACACUUAUGACUCCGAAAAAUAUGUUGUUAAAGGCGGAAAUAAUAACAUUUUUAUGCAAAUGAUUGAAGAUGGUAAAUCAUUUUAUAAAAUGAUUAAUACAGCAUUGGAUUAUCAUCACUAUGAAAUUGCUAAUUACCUUAAAUCAAAUUUCGGACAAACUUUUGAUUCAAUAACAGAAAGCAUGUAUUUCGGAAAUUAUGAAAUUGCAUCCUUUUUACUUUCUAAUGGAGAAGACAUCAACAAAAUUUAUAAUCUCUUUCUUUUCACAUUUAUCAUUGUUUGA
This is a messenger RNA of Trichomonas vaginalis G3, 663 nucleotides long. Its product is annotated as protein ubiquitination. The record is from RefSeq and is a predicted model, not a curated record. Lineage: Eukaryota; Parabasalia; Trichomonadida; Trichomonadidae. The coding region runs from base 1 to 663 and encodes 220 amino acids. The transcript has a single exon.